CAAAAAGCAUCGAUGGCGUCUGAUUUUGGAAAUCCACUUAAAAAGUUCAAGCUUGUUUUCCUUGGCGAACAGAGUGUUGGAAAGACGUCAUUAAUUACUCGAUUUAUGUAUGAUAGUUUCGAUAAUACUUAUCAGGCAACCAUAGGAAUUGAUUUUCUCAGUAAAACAAUGUAUCUUGAAGAUCGGACAGUGAGAUUACAGCUUUGGGAUACAGCGGGACAGGAGCGUUUUCGUUCUUUAAUUCCUUCAUAUAUUAGAGAUUCGACUGUAGCAGUCGUCGUUUAUGAUAUUACAAAUGCGAAUUCAUUCCAUCAAACAUCGAAAUGGAUCGAUGAUGUGCGAACAGAACGAGGGAGUGAUGUUAUUAUUAUGCUUGUAGGCAAUAAAACUGACCUUGCAGAUAAACGACAAGUUUCAACAGAAGAAGGCGAGCGCAAAGCAAAAGAGUUGAAUGUCAUGUUUAUAGAAACAUCAGCGAAAGCCGGCUACAAUGUAAAGCAGCUUUUUCGGCGAAUCGCUGGUGCUUUGCCGGGUAUUGAACCAGAUCAGAAGGAUAAACAUGAUAGUAAGUGCAAAAUGGUUCAUGUUAUAUUGUUUACAGAUCCGGUGAUUGAGAUUGGUCCAAUAAAACCGAGAAAAAUCGAGACUGAAGAGGGUUCAUGUUGGUGCUAA
Molecule: messenger RNA, 672 nt
Organism: Dracunculus medinensis (Guinea worm)
Lineage: Eukaryota; Metazoa; Nematoda; Chromadorea; Rhabditida; Dracunculidae
Source: the annotation of a GenBank genome assembly